Messenger RNA from Cryptotermes secundus, 1839 nucleotides. Its product is annotated as nucleolar protein 58. The record is from RefSeq and is a predicted model, not a curated record. Lineage: Eukaryota; Metazoa; Arthropoda; Insecta; Blattodea; Kalotermitidae.
UGUCACAAGAUCAUGUUGUGUCUCGUACAUCAGGCUCUGCAUGUACGGGGCCAGGUUACUGGGCCUCCACGUCCAAAGUUUCAUCCAAAUACUCACCGACAACAUUAGUGCAGUGUGCCGGGGCGCCAUCAUGCUAGAACCACAUUUCACGUCGGACUUCCAAAGGCACCACUUCCAGCAGCUCGGGAUAAAUUGCUUUCCAAAUUGGAAGAAAAUGAGCCAGAACUUGCCACGUCACAAGAAGAUGAGUGCGUGAUAUGUGUGAACGCCAAAGCGACCAUGCAGACAUCCCCUUGUGGCCACCGGGUCGUGUGCCGAAAAUGCUUCGUGAAGACGAUCCAGAUGGCAGUGUCGCAGCGUCUGCUGCCCCUCCGCUGUGUCAUCUGCCGCGCCAAGAUCCUCCGACUGAAACAGAGUGGGGCGACGGCAGGAGGUGUCCUUUUACCGACGUCAGCUUCGCACUACUCUGUGGGCAGCAAGUCGUGGGUCGUCCCUAACUCGGCUUCCACUUAUACCAUGGGGACAAGUAAAUGGGUAGUUCCUGGUUCCGCGUCCAGCUACUCAGUGGGCAAGACGUGGGUAGUCCCAAACUCGGCGUCUCAGUACUCCAUGGGCAGCAACGGCUCUGUGCCUAACUCGGCGUCCCUCUACUCCAUGACGUCCGGAUCUUCUUCCCUUUCGGGUGUGUCUUCCGUGAGCUCUGCAACCAAUGGCAGUCAGGGCUCAAACAAGUCGGGGAAAUGUACUGGGCUGAGGAUGGGCUACCCACGACAGCCCACCGGGUCACUCCGGAAAUCCCAGACUCAAGCAAUGAAGCUCCGGAUCCAGGAGUACAAGGAGCCAGUGAGGUCGAACAAGGAACAACCAGAGAAGCCUGUGCGCCUCCCGCCUAUCAAGGAGUUCCAGCGAGAGUUCCGGGCUGGUAAGGAGCGAACUACUUCUUCGUCUUCCACGCGGAUUAGAUGUGCCCAGAAGAUUGUCACACAAUUAGAGACAACACCACUGCUCAAAACUUCAACCACCACUACCACUAGCACCUCAACCAUAACCACAACCACAUACUUCCGAUCACCACUGAAACCUGCCAACAAAGAAGACAACAGAAAAGGAGAAAAGCGGAAAGAAGAGAAGAAAAAGGAUGAAAGGAAAGAAAAAGAUGAAAAUUUGGACAAUAAAAAUAAAGAGGAUAAACAGAAUAAAAAGUCUGAGAAGAAAGAAACCAAAACAGAGAAGAAGGAAGAGAAGAAAGAAAUGAAAACGGAAAAGAAGGACAGCAAAACUGACAAAAAAGAGAGUAAGAAAGAAGUGAAAACAGAGAAGAAAGAAAGCAAGAAAGAAGUCAAAGCUGAUAAGAAGAAAGAAAAAAAGGAUGCAAAAAUAGAUAAAAAGGAAAAGGAUUAGUUAGAAUUUAGCCUAUCAUUUACAGGAUAACAACAUGAUAAAGAGGGGAAUUUUGUGGAGAAACAGGCAUUGUUACUGUAAAUAUGUCAGUAGUGUUAGGUAACAAUUUCAUGUACAAAUUAUCAUUCCCAUUGUGCAUUGUCAUUUUUGUUUCUCAUAGCAUUUACAUACAUAAAGAAAUACACACACUUACAUACAGAAAGAUCAAAGGCACAGAUGGAAGUUGAACAUUUUGUGCAACAAUAACACCUUUAUUGCUUUAUUGCUUCAUGUUUUUAACUUCAUCAUGUCCAUUCUAAGACAUUACUAUGGAUGGAUAUGUUCCUUAUUCCAUUUUAAUUGCUGCAAACCUUUCAUAUCAACAAAUUCAGUGAUUUAAAUGCUAACAUGUUAUGUUUGAGUGAAGUUUUCUUGGCUGGAGCUACAGAUGAUGUCAUG